Molecule: messenger RNA, 1674 nt
Organism: Naegleria fowleri
Lineage: Eukaryota; Heterolobosea; Eutetramitea; Acrasida; Naegleriidae
Exons: 1
Coding region: 1-1674 (557 amino acids)
Source: RefSeq, a predicted model, not a curated record
AUGACCGUUUCCGAUCGCCCAGAAAGAACUCACAAACUUCCAUGCUAUUUGGAAGACUACAUUGUCGGUGAUUUUGAUUUGAGAAAGAAUUACGAGAAGGAAAUUAAGAAGCGUGAAGCUCAAAAGAAGAAGAAGAAGACUUUGACAACAACCUCUUCAUCAACAAGAAGCUUCUCCUCAUCAUCAUCAUCUAUCACCACCAGCUCUUCCUCUCUCAAAGCCAAGAGUACCAGUACUGAAAAGACCACUGCCAAGAGAAGGGAAAAAGCAAAACUAGAUACCAAGAAGAAGAAAGACUCGAUCAAGAAAUCCAUCCGAAGCUCCAAAUCAUCAUCAUCAUCAUCCUUCUUCUCUUCCACCUCAACCGCAUUCACAUCUUCUGUUGUGGUUACUCCUUACAAUGAUUUCAAAAAUCCCAAAUAUAAGGUUUAUACCUCUCCAUCCGAAGCUAAAACAAAACUCUUGGAAAAGACACCCGGAAACAAAAUGUUCUCAGGCAGAGAGGAUGCUACCAAGUGGGCCAUAUCUUCUUUGGCCAAUACUAACAAUUCCAGAUAUGGAGGAUUGAGUAUUAAUGAUUUACUGACAGGUUGUUACUAUGUGCCUGGAAAUAAUCACAAAUUGCAAAGUGACUCAGAUCAUGUUCCACCUGUUCAGAUUUGUUUCAGUUUUGAUACGACUGGAUCCAUGUAUUCUUAUUUGGAUAACUUGAAAUUCAAGUUGCAAACGAUAUGUCAACAAUUAAUGAAUGACAUUAGAGGUUUAGAAAUUGCAGUGAUUUGUCAUGGUGACUAUCAAGAUGCAAGAGGAAAAUAUGCCAUUUCAAAAUUGGAUUUCACAACAGAUAUUGAACAAAUUACUUCAUUUGUACAAUCUGUAGAAAGAACUUCUGGUUAUGACACGGAUGAAUGUUAUGAAGCAGUUCUGAAAGAAGCUCAGGCCAUGUCUUGGGUUCCAGUUGAAAAUACCUACACCAUUCGUUCACUUGUUGUGAUUGGUGAUGCAAGUCCUCAUAAACCUAGUGAAUGGUUUGGAAUUGAUUGGAAAGAAGAAGCCAAGAAGUUAUUCGAUGAUUACCAUAUUAAGGUUCACUCUGUGAAAUGUGGUAACAUGUUCGGCUCUCAAGAAUUUUACCAAACCAUUGCUUCUGAAACUGGUGGAAGUGUCUAUCAUUUAGAUAACUUUGAAAAGACCGUCGAAAUGUUUUGUGGAUUGAUCUAUCGUGAAGCCACAGAGCACAACAUGAUGGAUCCAACCAUGCAAGCUCACAUCAAUAAUGCUGCAAGUGGAGAAGUGACACUUGUCAAACCAACAGCAGUAGCACCUUCUUCUUCCUCAAUGGAUGCAAUGGUCGAUGAUGACACUGUUACUCCAAGAUCUGAUGAUGCUACUUCUCUGGGAGGCUAUGUUGUAACUGAUGCUGAUAUUUUGAAGAUUCAUAAUGCAAUUCAUAGUAGAGAUUCUACAGUGACUAUUAAUGGAAUGACAUUUGGUAUACAAAUGAAUGACAGUUCAUGUCGAUACGUGAGAGUGGAUGGAGUUGUGUACAUUGAACAAAACAAGGAAAAGAAGACAAAGUACGCCAAGAUGGCUUUGGAAGGCAAGAAAAUUACUUGGAUUUGCCACUCAGGAAAUUGGGGUCUUAUUGUAGACGAUUCUAUCCAAAAGCGAUAA